Mustela lutreola (European mink) is the source of this 5666-nucleotide messenger RNA. RefSeq names its product solute carrier family 6 member 2 (gene SLC6A2). Gene Ontology annotation, molecular function: dopamine:sodium symporter activity; neurotransmitter:sodium symporter activity; norepinephrine:sodium symporter activity. Bases 247 to 2100 code for a protein of 617 amino acids. The record is from RefSeq and is a predicted model, not a curated record. NCBI's taxonomy places the organism in Eukaryota, Metazoa, Chordata, Mammalia, Carnivora, Mustelidae. Gene Ontology annotation, cellular component: presynaptic membrane; plasma membrane; neuronal cell body membrane. The transcript has 14 exons. Gene Ontology annotation, biological process: sodium ion transmembrane transport; dopamine uptake involved in synaptic transmission.
UCAGUACCGUCUCAGGUCCUCGCACCACUCCCACUGUUUCAAUUUUUUCCCCAACAGACGCGCUCCCGUUUUGGAGAACCCCGCGUCCGCCCAGUGUGCACUGGCCGCUGUGUCUCCGCGCUCCCGGGAGGUCUCAGGAGGCGCAAGCAGGGCGGGAUGGUCUAGUGACCGCAUCUUUUCCUUUCAUCCGCGCAGAACCUCGGCGUGCUCCCAGUGCCGGUGACGUUUCCCUCGCCAACCGCACUCAUGCUUUUGGCGCGGAUGAAGCCGCAGGUGCAGCCCGAGAGCAGCGGGGCGGACCCGGGGUCCGAGCAGCCCACGCAAGGGCGCAAAGCCGCGGAGCUGCUGGUGGUGAAAGAGCGCAACGGCGUCCAGUGUCUCCUGGCGUCCCGCGCUGGCGACGAGCAGCCCCGGGAGACCUGGGGCAAGAAGAUCGACUUCCUGCUGUCGGUGAUAGGCUUCGCGGUGGACCUCGCCAACGUGUGGCGCUUCCCCUACCUCUGCUACAAGAACGGUGGUGGUGCCUUUCUGAUUCCAUACACACUGUUCCUCAUCAUCGCCGGGAUGCCUCUGUUCUACAUGGAACUGGCCCUAGGCCAGUACAACCGAGAAGGAGCGGCCACGGUGUGGAAAAUAUGCCCAUUCUUCAAAGGAGUGGGCUAUGCCGUGAUCCUCAUCGCCAUCUACGUCGGUUUCUACUACAACGUCAUCAUCGCUUGGUCGCUCUACUACCUCUUCUCCUCCUUCACACUCAAGCUGCCCUGGACUGACUGUGGCCAUUCCUGGAACAGCCCCAACUGCACCGACCCCAAGCUCCUCAACGGCUCCGUGCUGGGCAACCACACCAAGUACUCCAAGUACAAGUUCACGCCCGCAGCAGAGUUCUAUGAGCGUGGCGUCCUGCACCUGCAUGAGAGCAGUGGGAUCCAUGACAUUGGCCUCCCCCAGUGGCAGCUGUCGCUCUGUCUGAUGGUCGUCGUGGUCAUCCUGUUUUUCAGCCUCUGGAAAGGUGUGAAGACAUCAGGAAAGGUGGUGUGGAUCACAGCCACGCUGCCCUACCUCGUGCUCUUCGUGCUCCUGGUCCACGGCAUCACGCUGCCUGGCGCCUCGAACGGCAUCAAUGCCUACCUGCACAUCGACUUCUACCGCCUGAAAGAGGCCACGGUCUGGAUCGAUGCGGCAACUCAGAUAUUUUUUUCCUUGGGGGCUGGAUUUGGAGUCCUGAUUGCCUUUGCCAGUUACAACAAAUUUGACAACAACUGCUACAGGGACGCCCUGCUCACCAGCACCAUCAACUGUGUCACCAGCUUCAUCUCUGGGUUCGCCAUCUUCUCCAUCCUCGGUUACAUGGCCCACGAACACAAGGUCAACAUUGAGGACGUGGCCACUGAAGGAGCUGGCCUGGUUUUCAUCUUGUACCCAGAAGCCAUUUCCACCCUGUCGGGAUCCACAUUCUGGGCGGUCGUGUUCUUCAUCAUGCUCCUGGCUCUGGGAAUUGACAGCUCGAUGGGAGGCAUGGAGGCUGUCAUCACCGGCCUGGCGGACGACUUCCAGGUCCUGAAGAGACACCGGAAACUCUUCACGUUUGGGGUCACCUUUGGAACCUUCCUUCUGGCCCUGUUUUGCAUCACCAAGGGCGGGAUGUAUGUGCUGACCCUACUGGACACCUUCGCGGCGGGGACAUCCAUUCUGUUUGCUGUGCUCAUGGAAGCCAUCGGCGUCUCCUGGUUCUAUGGUGUGGACAGGUUCAGCAACGACAUCCAACAGAUGAUGGGGUUCAAGCCAGGCCUCUACUGGAGACUGUGCUGGAAGUUUGUCAGCCCCGCCUUCCUCCUGUUUGUGGUGGUGGUGAGUGUCAUCAACUUCAAGCCGCUCAACUACGACGACUACGUCUUCCCGCUCUGGGCCAACUGGGUCGGGUGGGGAAUCGCGCUCUCCUCCAUGGUGCUGGUGCCGGCCUACAGCGUCUACAAGUUCUUCAGCAUACGGGGCUCCCUUCGGGAGAGACUGGCCUACGGCAUCACCCCGGAGAAUGAGCACCACCUGGUGGCCCAGAGGGACGUCAGGCAGUUCCAACUGCAGCACUGGCUGGCCAUCUGACCGCAGCCCCAGGGAGGAGCCCUGCCGCACCCACGUCCAGGUCCAAGGCUUCGCUACCACUCCAGACACAGUCUUGAAAAUCCUCUCCUGAAAGAUAUGUCUUUCUAUCCCUCUUCCUCUUUUCCCAGUUACAAAUGGUUUAGCGACCUGGUUUUUACUCACCUUCUGUCCAUCUGGCCCCAGGGUGGGGGGCGGGUGGGCUUUGAGUUUAGAUUGGAAAGCGACACGGGACAAGAAGAGGGGAGGGAACAGGAAGAAUGACUUCUGUUGAACCUCUUUUGUUUGGGGGAAGGUCUCACGCAGCUUGGGAUCUGGCCCAAGCCAAGCUCCGUGGCUCGGGCAGAAUUCCCCAAAACUCUUGCUUGUAGUUUGGGUCUUGGAAGAAAUCCUGUCAGCCAAAUCAGAGAGGGGAUGUUCCUUUUGGUCAUACACCAUGAAACCAAACCCAAACAAAAAGCCCACCUGGGUCUGGGGCGGGGUUCCUCUUGCCACCCGGUCAGCGUUGUGGUAUCUGAACCUUGGUCAGGGAGCUUGGGUUGGUUUGUCUCUGUCUUGGGUCUGCGGAUAGACGCUUUGGGGGAUCGUGAGCAGAAACCAUCACAGUUUUCACUCUGGCUACAUUGAGUCUGAUGUGCGUGUGUGUUCUGGAACAUUCUUCCUGGGGAAUCCCACCCAAGCACGGUCCUAGGGCUCUUCAAGUGAUUGGGGGGGUUGGCCCCGAAAACCCCCUCUGUCUCUCUUCAUGGUCUGGACUUAGCACCUGAGGGCAAAGUGGGACCAAGUACAGAGCAACCUAGUCACUCAAGUUGAAGGGAGAAUAUUCUGAGUUGACGGAGCCCUUGGCAGUUUUAGAGAAUGUCCUGCUUGAGUUCUGUUACACGUUUGUGCUUGGCGCCCCCUGGUGGUGUUGGUUAGUUCCAGCUCCUUCAGAGAACGGAUUCGUAGUUUGGUUAAGUUGGUGACAUCUGUUUGGGGUUUCUGUUUAUGGUUUGAGUCUCUUCUUAUGCCCUCACUGGAAUUCGAGAUUUAGAAGUUCUUGUUGUGACUUUGGAAGUCCCUGAUGAAGAAUCUUGGGCCAGAAGUCAAUAAAUACAGGGGUCAUUCCUACUGGGAGGGUAGGAUGACACACAUCCGGAAGGCGCUUUGCCUAACACUGGGGUGUCCCCUGAGCCUGACAAUGGAUCGUGCAGUUUGCAGAAGAUGGUUCUGUGGGGGCCUGCUGGGCACAGCGGGAUGGUUUUCUCUCUCAGGGUCCUGAGAUUUCCUUGCUAAGUCAGUGUCCGUGGGUCAUUUUUUGGAGGCAGGAGGGAAAAUCAGAAGCCCUUUGAUCUUUCCGUGUAAAAAGUCUGGCUCAAAGUGUAGGACAGCCCAGGUGGCAGGUGUCUUGAACCACGGUGGAAGGCGGGGCCUGGGAGCGGAGCAUCCCAUGGAGUGGAACAGUAGAGUGGGGAUUCAAGAAGAUGAGGGCGGAUGACCCAUCACGGGUGGGAUCUGGUCCCAUGAAGGAUAAUCCCUCCCUCAGGGUGAUGCUCCUUCUCCACAAAGUGCAUGCAUCCUCAUCACCUCCUGUCCUCCCAGCUCGGACCACAGGGCUGGUUUCUGUCCCCAUUUCCCAGAUGGGAACACCAAGGCCCAGCAUUUCGGGCACUCUGGUUCAAGUGUUGUCAGCUACCGAGGGACCCAGUCAGACCCUCAGGUCAGAUCACCUGACUCUCAGCCCAGAGCUCUCCGAAAUGCCCGGCACACUAGGGUCUCCCCCACCCAGGGCUGUCAUGAAAAAUAAACAAAACCCAGUGGAGCGGCCAGGGAGGGUCUCUUAGCAAAAGAACAGUGUGUUGGAAGAAGGGAAAGGGGAGAGGAUGUCACCUGUUCUCAACUAGCUGGUUGGCAGAGGCGAUCAUGGAGCGGUGCCCUUCCUGAUGAUCACGGUCGCCCUGGGGAACAGCGAGGGGUGACAGCUGAGGCCAGCUGGCUGAAAUGAGGGUGAGCAGGAGAGCCUGUGCGUAUCAGAACAGGGACCCUACAGAGGGAACCUGCCAGCUGCAUGUGGCCUUUCUGCCUCCAGACAUUUGUCUCAAGGGUGAGUCGGAGAUGUGGUGCUAGCUGACCCGUUGCCAGACCAAAGCCAUGGUGCAGCCUUGUGGCAGGAUGGGGUUGCUGAGUCUGGGGGGAGGGGCGAGGGAGGGGGGCAAGCCCAGGGACCCCCCUCCCUCCCCGGGGUCGGGUGGUGGGGGUGGGCGGGGAACCCUGGGAGCCUUUGGAAGCUCUCGUGGAAGUGCUGGCAGAGCUCUGGGCUCACCUCCCACCUACACUUAAGGGACGGGGGUGUAUGUCCUUUGUCCUGAGUCAUGUUUGACUUCUUUUUCGUGGCCUUUUUUUGAUAGCAGAGGUUCCCCAACGUGAGGGUGCUCCUGUGUACUGUAUAGGAUGCUUUUGCCUUUUCCCAGAUUUUUAAAGGAUUAUUCUUGUCCAUGAAAUGUACACUAUCUGUUUAACACCCGCCCCCCCCCCCACGUUAACAUCUGCUCUGAGUCCAGUGGUUCCGUGUCCCCCUGUGGGUGGGGGGGGAGGGUCCUUAUUCUAGAUGCAAGGGAGACAAAGGAGAAAGGGGAGCUGCCAAUUCUUGCCAAACGUCCUGCUGAAUGCAAGUCCCCAAAGCUGCCUUAAUUCUCGGCUGGCGGCCCCACCUGAGGGGUGGGGGUGGUUGGCUGUCUCGUGGUAUAGGACCUAUUUCGCAGCCAUGGUGAUGUGCGACAGAAACAUGCUCACCAAAGAGGUCAUUUCUUAGUAGAGAAGCCUGCUGAGCUCAUUUCACUUAUUUCUUUUGGAAGCCAGGGAAUGGGGAAGAACAGAGAAAAGCAAGUGCCAUUCAGCAUUUCGAGUCGCAGGGGACCUGGGUCUACGGAUGCCUCACCGGGCUCCUGAGGACAGGGGAGAUUUUUCUCUCUGGGUUUCAGGGCUCUUUGUCUGCAAGCAAGGGUUGGAUCCCAUAAUCAAAGGUCCUGUCCAGUUAAAAAAUGUUCCUGUCUCCAUGAAGAUAUUCUUGUGCUAGAUGUACCUUGAGGGAAGCACGCUGUUUCCUGUAGGACUUUCCAGAACCAUCUGGCGACUUGUAACCUGUGGAGUAGAGCGAUGUCUGAUGUCUGGCCUCCAGAACUCAGAUUUUUCUGGACAUUCGGUAGUUCCUCCUUUUCUGGUAUGUCUUCAACAGAUGUCGGAAACACUGGGUAUUUAAAAAAAAAAAAAAAAUCCAACCCUUUUGUUUCAAGGAUGUCAAGGGUGACGUGUUACGCCCUUGUGAGCCCCGGGAUCCACAGCUGUGCGGGCGCUGGUGUCCUUACUGCCACCAAAGACACUGGUGAAUGUGAAGUUGUUUUUGGGGUACCCGCCCUCAUCCCUCUGCUUCUCUACUUCUGUGUAAAUAAGGAUUGUUCCAGUGGUGCCCUCUCUGUGUCAUGGACCAUUCCGAUGUCAUGCAGGUUUCUUUGUCUGGUGUGGAUUUAUUUCCAAAGCUGUUCUCUUCAUGGAAAAAUAAGUGUGCAGAGUAAUAAAGGAUAUUUCCUGUG